Messenger RNA from Dermacentor andersoni, 1760 nucleotides. RefSeq lists its product as uncharacterized. Gene Ontology annotation, molecular function: CoA-ligase activity. Lineage: Eukaryota; Metazoa; Arthropoda; Arachnida; Ixodida; Ixodidae. The record is from RefSeq and is a predicted model, not a curated record.
GUGUUUCCCGUCAGUCUGGUUGGAGCAACGCGAUCGUGUGGCCAACUCGACGCCAUGGUUCAGGAAAACUGUGGAGAAUUUGCUGAGGACGUGGUUAUUGAAGACCGCGUUUUGAAGUCAACUGUUGAGGACCUGCAGAUUCCGGAUGUCGACUUUGCCACUUUCCUGAGGAACACUUGGAAGAAAGAGCCAGAUGCCGUCGCAAUUAUCGAUGCGGCUUCGGGGAAGCGGUACACUUGCGCCGAGCUCGAAGACAUCUGCGAGCGCAUCGCGGCCGGCUUCCAAGAGCUCGGCCUGCGGCGCGGCGACACCGUGGCAUUCGUGUCGUCCAACAGUGUGGACCUGGUGGCAGCCUUCAUCGCGGCUGCCUUCGCCGGCGCUGUCAUCGUCUGCGUCAAGACCACCUACAAUGAGAGAGAGAUGGCAGGCUUACUGAAGUUGACAAAGCCCACUAUGGUAUACUGCGACAUGCAGAAUGUGGCGAAAGUCACAGAUGUCUCCAAGGAUGUGCCGUCAGUGAAGGCACUGGUGGCAGCUGGUGAAUACUGCGGUGCGGUCAACGUGGCUGCACUGAAAGAUAAACCCCGGAGCCACUUCAAGAGUCCGGCGCCCGCGAGCCCGCAUGACCUGUUCACCGUGUUCCAGUCGAGUGGCUCCACAGGGCUGCCCAAGGCGGGCCUUAUCACACACCGCAAUUUCAUCGCGGAGCUUGUGACUUUUAGCUACAAGAACGACGGACUGCAUAAGGGCGACGUGUUUCUCGGCUACUUGCCGCUGAUGCACGCGGGUCCCAUAUGGCUCCUCUUCACGAUGUUGACGCAGCAGGUGCAGGUCGUCCUACUGGCCGCCGUUGACUUGGCAUUGGUGCUGGCGUCUAUUGCCAAGUACAGGGUGACCACCCUGACACUGUAUCCAACGCACGGGCAACACAUCGUCCAGCGUGGCCUGCCGCUAUCCCUCGACGUGUCCAGUGUUCAGUGGCUGUUCAUUGCUGGCAGCUCAAUACCCCCGCAGGUGCUGCGGCAGCUGGCACAGACAUUCCGAGGAUCCACUGUUAUCCACGGCUACGGUCUGACCGAAUCAUGUUGCGCUGUCACCCACACUCGAAGGAUGUGCCGUGACUUCAAGAGCUCGGGAAUCCCUAUGCCGUACGUAAACCUAAAGGUGGUCGAUGUUGAAACACGCAAAAAGCUUCCACCUGGCGAGGCCGGCGAAAUUCUUGUCAAGGGGCCCACCUGCUUCAAAGGGUACCUGGACAUGGCUGAAGCUACGGCUGCUGUUUUCGAUGAAGAAGGGUUCCUGAAGACAGGCGACACGGGUUACUACACAGCUAGCGGCGAACUCUACGUGCUUGACCGGAUGAAGGACUUGGUCAAGUGUAUGGACCAGCAGGUGGCACCCGCGGAGCUGGAAGAACUGCUUCAGGAACACGAAGAGGUGGCACAGGCGGCCGUUGCUGGUGUUCCGCACCCGGAAUAUGGGGAGGCAGCCAGGGCUUUCGUGGUUCUCAAGGCAAUGCCCGCUACCGCUGAUAAGAGACGCGAGAUGGAGCUUGCCCUGAUCGCCUACAUCAAGAACCUAGUAGCUCCGCACAAGCAGUUGCAUGGAGGUGUCCAGUUCAUGGACGCCAUCCCGCAGACGGAGACGGGAAAGCCGCACCGGCGCCAACUCAGGGAUGCCUAUGUGGCCACUCACAAGGAAGCGCCACAAUGAACUUCCCGUGAUUGUCACAUUUGAUUGGAAGUCAAUAAAAAUGCUAA